AUGAUCGUGUCCAUGAUCGUGUCCAUGGUCGUGUACAUGGUCGUGUCCACGGUCGCGUCCAUGGUUGUGUCCAUGGUCGUGUCCAUGGUCGUGUCCAUGAUCGCGUCCACGGUCGCGUCCAUGGUUGUGUCCAUGAUUGCGUCCAUGGUCGUGUCCAUGAUCGUGUCCAUGAUCGUGUCCAUGAUCGUGUCCAUGGUCGUGUCCAUUGUCGUGUCCAUGGUCGUGUCCAUGGUUGUGUCCAUGGUCGUGUCCAUGAUCGUGUCCAUGGUCGUGUCCAUGGUCGUGUCCAUGGUCGUGUCCAUGGUCGUGUCCAUGAUCGUGUCCAUGGUCGUGUCCAUGAUCGUGUCCAUGGUCGUGUCCAUGAUCGUGUCCAUGAUCGUGUCCAUGAUCGUGUCCAUGGUCGUGUCCAUGAUCGUGUCCAUGGUCGUGUCCAUGGUUGUGUCCAUGGUUGUGUCCAUGGUCGUGUCCAUGAUCGUGUCCAUGGUCGUGUCCAUGAUUGUGUCCAUGGUCGUGUCCAUGGUCGUGUCCAUGAUCGUGUCCAUGGUCGUGUCCAUGAUCGUGUCCAUGGUCGUGUCCAUGAUCGUGUCCAUGGUCGUGUCCAUGAUCGUGUCCAUGAUCGUGUCCAUGAUCGUGUCCAUGAUCGUGUCCAUGGUUGCGUCCAUGGUCGUGUCCAUGGUUGCGUCCAUGGUCGUGUCCAUGGUCGUGUCCAUGGUUGUGUCCAUGAUCGUGUCCAUGGUUGCGUCCAUGGUCGUGUCCAUGGUCGUGUCCAUGGUCGUGUCCAUGGUCGUGUCCAUGGUCGUGUCCAUGGUUGUGUCCAUGGUCGUGUCCAUGGUUGUGUCCAUGGUUGUGUCCAUGGUCGUGUCCAUGGUCGUGUCCAUGAUCGUGUCCACGGUCGUGUCCAUGGUCGUGUCCAUGGUCGUGUCCAUGAUCGUGUCCAUGGUCGUGUCCAUGGUCGUGUCCAUGGUCGUGUCCAUGGUCGUGUCCAUGGUCGUGUCCAUGAUCGUGUCCAUGGUUGUGUCCAUGGUCGUGUCCAUGGUCGCGUCCAUGGUUGCGUCCAUGGUCGUGUCCAUGGUUGUGUCCAUGGUUGUGUCCAUGAUCGUGUCCAUGGUUGCGUCCAUGGUCGUGUCCAUGGUCGUGUCCAUGGUUGUGUCCAUGAUCGUGUCCAUGGUUGCGUCCAUGGUCGUGUCCAUGGUUGCGUCCAUGGUCGUGUCCAUGAUCGUGUCCAUGGUUGUGUCCAUGAUCGUGUCCAUGAUCGUGUCCAUGAUCGUGUCCAUGGUUGCGUCCAUGGUCGUGUCCAUGGUUGCGUCCAUGGUUGUGUCCAUGAUCGUGUCCAUGGUCGUGUCCAUGGUCGUGUCCAUGAUCGUGUCCAUGGUUGUGUCCAUGGUCGUGUCCAUGGUCGUGUCCAUGGUCGUGUCCAUGGUUGUGUCCAUGAUCGUGUCCAUGGUUGCGUCCAUGGUCGUGUCCAUGAUCGUGUCCAUGAUCGUGUCCAUGGUUGUGUCCAUGGUCGUGUCCAUUGUCGUGUCCAUGGUCGUGUCCAUGGUCGUGUCCAUGGUCGUGUCCAUGGUCGCGUCCAUGGUUGCGUCCAUGAUUGCGUCCAUGGUCGCGUCCAUGGUUGUGUCCAUGGUUGUGUCCAUGAUCGUGUCCAUGGUUGCGUCCAUGGUCGUGUCCAUGAUCGUGUCCAUGGUUGUGUCCAUGAUCGUGUCCAUGAUCGUGUCCAUGAUCGUGUCCAUGGUUGCGUCCAUGGUCGUGUCCAUGGUUGCGUCCAUGGUUGUGUCCAUGGUUGCGUCCAUGGUCGUGUCCAUGGUUGCGUCCAUGGUUGUGUCCAUGAUCGUGUCCAUGAUCGUGUCCAUGGUUGCGUCCAUGAUCGUGUCCAUGAUCGUGUCCAUGAUCGUGUCCAUGGUUGCGUCCAUGGUCGUGUCCAUGGUUGCGUCCAUUGUCGUGUCCAUGGUCGUGUCCAUGGUCGUGUCCAUGAUCGUGUCCAUGGUCGUGUCCAUGGUCGUGAACACGAUGUCCCGGGUUUACGUGGGGAGACUGAGCUACAGAGCCAGGGAGAAGGACGUGGAGAGGUUUUUCAAAGGCUAUGGGAAGAUUCUGGAGGUUGAUCUGAAAAAUGGGUACGGUUUUGUGGAGUUCGACGACCCUCGGGAUGCGGACGACGCCGUGUACGAUAUGAACGGGAAGGAGUUGUGCGGGGAGCGGGUGAUCGUGGAGCACACCAAAGGCCCGCGGCGUGACGGAGGGAGUGGAGGAGGAGGCGGUGGAGGAGGAAGCGGUGGAGGAGGAGGGGGUGGCGGCGGAGGAGGAGGAGGAGGAGGAGGGGGUUACGGUUACGGGGGAGGCGGAGGAGGUGGUGGUGGUAGAGGAGGAGACAGUGGUGGUAGAGGAGGAGACGGAGGACGCAAGUCCUUGGGUGACUGCCUGCCCCAUUUGCUGGCCAUGGUGUCCCCCCUUUCCAAGAGAUGCCAAAGGGUUAGGAUCAGAUGUGGAUACGGUCGUUACGGCAGAGACCGCUACGGGCCGCCCAUCAGGACGGACUACCGCCUCAUUGUGGAGAACCUGUCGAGCCGCUGCAGUUGGCAGGAUCUGAAGGACUACAUGCGGCAGGCCGGAGAGGUGACCUACGCCGACACUCACAAAGGCCGCAAGAACGAGGGCGUGAUCGAGUUCAGACUUUACGCCGACAUGAAGCGGGCGCUGGACAAACUCGACGGAACCGAAGUGAACGGACGAAAGAUCCGCCUCAUCGAGGACCGCCCCGGGGCCCGGCGCCGCCGGUCGUAUUCACGCAGCCGCUCCAGGUCUCGCUCCAGAAGCCGCAGGUCUCGCAGAAGCCGCAGCGGGAGCAGCAGCCGCAGCCGCUCACGAUCCAGAGGGUCUCGCUCGCGCAGUCGGUCUCGCAGCAACAAAAAGGCUAACGCUAAGUCCAGGAGCGAGGACGAGGAGCGCGACCCGAAGAAGGAGCAGAGCCUGAGUCGAAGCCCCAAACCCAAGAAGAUGAAGGAGCCCAAGAAGACUAAGAGGGACUCCUCCAGGUCCAGGUCCAGGUCUCGAUCCUAA
Molecule: messenger RNA, 3057 nt
Organism: Knipowitschia caucasica
Lineage: Eukaryota; Metazoa; Chordata; Actinopteri; Gobiiformes; Gobiidae
Source: the annotation of a GenBank genome assembly